Chondrus crispus (carragheen) is the source of this 2451-nucleotide messenger RNA. RefSeq lists its product as hypothetical. NCBI's taxonomy places the organism in Eukaryota, Rhodophyta, Florideophyceae, Gigartinales, Gigartinaceae. The record is from RefSeq and is a predicted model, not a curated record. The transcript has 2 exons. Gene Ontology annotation, molecular function: DNA binding. Bases 1 to 2043 code for a protein of 680 amino acids.
AUGGUUCAAGAGCCAAUUUAUCCAUAUUUCUCCCCAAUAUCUCGGACUACGCAAGCCAGCCCCCCUCCCUGCCCCAGCUGCCAGCCCUAUCGACGAGCUCUCAUUCUUAAGGGAUCAAGUCCACCCCAGGCUCUAUUUCAUGCUUGCCUUGCCCCGCCUCUCACAGCGCCUCAGACCUCUUUCUCUCAUUGCAACCCCCUUUCGCUUGCCAUCCAUAUUCACCAUCUUCCCCAGUGUCGUCAUCUCGUUUCAGAUAUCCCGCUUCACAGCUGUGUCCCGUUCGUCCGUUCUCCGGACGCUCAACUUACUUACCAUCCUAACUUGCUCUUCACCCCCUUCCCCCCCCUUCCCGCCACCCUCCCCAUUCAGACUCAAAUGGCACCUCGUUUUCUCAAUCUAUUCUUCGUCCCUGGCCUCCACAGAAUCAAUGCCGCCCCCAGUGCACGCUCAAUCCACCCCGUCCCCAACCCCAACGUCUUCUGCCCCUCCUCACGGCAUGCUACCGUGAAUCCCCCCAAACCAGCUCACAAGGCCCGUAUUCGACAUAUCAACGUGCCCCGCGGCAGUCGCGCUGCGCCGAAAUCCACCGUCGCCCCUUUGGCCGCCGCAGCCCCGCUCCGCUCCACUCUCCGAGGUACCCAGUCCGCUACCACCACCUUGUUGCCGACGGUUGACACACCCAAGGCUUCUGGCCACAAGCAUACCGCCGAGUCGAAGCGCAAAAUCUCGGCCGCGAAUCGCGGCAACGUCCCAUGGAACAAGGGUAGGAAACACUCAGAAGAGACAAAACGGAAGAUUUCCGAGGGUACUAGGCGCGCCAUGUUGCAACCGGCCAUGCGGCGUCUCUUGAAAGAGCGCGCAAAGGGACGCAAGCACUCUGAGGCCACCAAGCUUAAGAUUCGGGAGACGGCUCGUGCCUCAAGGGGAGCUAACUCUGCGAUCCGUAAACAAAAAAGGCAGGCAGUUCCUUUCUCCUUUCCCGAAUCCGUAAUUGCAGAUCUCAACGCAAAAGUCCAGCAUCAGUUGGAGAAGUCUUACAUACUAAGUGAGUCUCAGCAUCUCGUAGUCAGAGAGAAACGCCCAAUGGCAGAGGAGACGAAAGCCAAGCUCUCUGCAAAGAUCAAGGAGCUUUGGAGUGAUCCCGACUACCGCAGCAAAGUCGCGGAGGGUAUAGAAAGCCGUGCGCAGCGCGUUGGGAGAACGAGGAGUCCACCGUCUUCCCCUCGGGCUUCAAGGGCCAGCUCCCCGCGUCCUGCAAAACCGAAGAAGGAACCCGGCUCACCAAAAUCUUCCACGAGGAGAUCGCGGUCCAAAUCUCCAGAAGUUUCCACUGAAGACAAGAAGUCAUCCUUCCACGACGACAUCGAUUCAUCCGAAAUCUUCCUUGAGCCUGAGUCUUUAGAUGGCAUAACGAAAGAAGAUUUGGGACUUUUUGUACCUCUUUCGGAAGGUCAGAUCAACGUUACUGCCGCCAAGGAGCAAGCCUUCGCCAUUACUAGCAGAGCCAGUCCUGAUGCUUUGUUUUCUGACAUUUCGUUACAAGACCCCCACGGCUUGUUUGAUUCUCCUGCCCACUCCGAAAGGGCCCUAGGAUGUGAAAAAUCCGAUGUUAUGGACUCCUUCAACGAUGAGCACGGCUGUAGCAAGUUGGAGUCCGAGAUUGCAAUCAGGCAACCGUAUUUGCUUGAUCCAGCGCUACCACGCAGCUCUUUGGAAGACCUUGCCAUAUCAAGUACCGAGGCUGCGUAUCCAUACGAGGCGACGCGUCCUCAGUUCCUUGGCCCUCUUGAUAUGCCGUCUUUUUAUGGGACUGUACCUCUCGCUGCUCUGGCGCCCUGUCCAUCCAUGGGGCAGUCGGUGUGUCCGGAACGGACCUCGCCAGAAAUUCAAUUCAAUACGGAUCUUGCACACUUUGAGGAUCAAGUGAUGAGCCAUGAAGUUUGGGCAACCAGUGUGUCUGACGAAUUAUUUUGUAGUUCCGUCGAGAGCAAUAGCAACAACACAGGGGCGUUCGACUCACUUGAGGAAGGGCAUAGCUGCUGAGUUGUCACAAUCAGCGAAGCACCAGGAGGUCACAAUGUCCAUAUUUUGAAGUCCGGCUUGAGUUUUGCGGGGCAUAUCAAUGACAACUGCGAGACCAACACGAGAUGGGAGCGGGGCGGCGGUUGGAUAUUUCGGUUGUAUAUAUAUAUCGGGGCUCUGGGUGUGGAGGGUCCCGAACUAUUUCCGGUGGGGCAUUCCGGUGGUUCACUCUUUGGCUUUCAUGUUUGCCGUUUGAGAGCUGCAAUGUGACGAAUGACGAGGACCACAAGAUGUCCACUUUUUGGACAACUAGCGAUGUGCUUGUGGCAAAAGACAGCUGUAGCGAAUGAGGAUACGGCACUACUAGCAUAGCCCAACACUUCGUGACUGUCUUUCAGAUUGAACUAAACGCGAUGACGCAUUUUCGUA